Messenger RNA from Phycodurus eques (leafy seadragon), 5204 nucleotides. RefSeq names its product PHD finger protein 19 (gene phf19). Gene Ontology annotation, molecular function: chromatin binding; DNA binding. Lineage: Eukaryota; Metazoa; Chordata; Actinopteri; Syngnathiformes; Syngnathidae. The transcript is spliced from 15 exons. The record is from RefSeq and is a predicted model, not a curated record. Gene Ontology annotation, biological process: chromatin organization; regulation of DNA-templated transcription. Gene Ontology annotation, cellular component: nucleus. Bases 166 to 1764 code for a protein of 532 amino acids.
AAAAAAUGGCGAUGGUAGAAGUAUGAAGCGGACGCUUGACAAGACGACGAGAAGGCAACACGUCAACAUCCAACACGGCUCCGUCCCCCAGGUGGACAGACGGGCAGAAGGGACGGUGAGGUGGAUGGAGGACGAAGAUCUUACAGAGCGGGAGUUGAGGUGAGAAUGUUUGAGGACGUCUUUGAAGCUUCUCGCGGUGUGGAGUCUCUGGCGCCUGCGUCGAGUGCUGCGGCUGUGCUUUGGGAGCCGAGCGGCGGCGGCGGCGGCAAAUCGGCGGAGGAGGACGACAGGGCAGAGUCCAGCAAUCUCAGUGUGGGACAGUUUGUGCUCUGCCAUUGGUCAGAUGGACUCUACUACCUUGGCAAGAUACUGAGGCUCAGCCCACCAAGACACAGCUGCUUCGUCACCUUUGAGGACAACUCCAAGUUUUGGGUCCUAUGGAAGGACAUUCAGCAUGCUGGUGUGCCGGGGGAGGAACCUCGCUGCUCGGUAUGUCAAGAGACGGGGCCAAGCUCUGCCAGUCAAUUAAACAAAAUCCUCAUUUGUGGAAAGUGUGGCAUAGGGUUCCACCAGCAGUGUCAUGUUCCUGCUGUCGAGGGCAACAGUGACAUAAGUCCCUGGUUCUGUCGACGUUGCGUCUUUGCCCUGGCUGUCAGGAAAGGGGGUGCUCUGAAAAAGGGGCCCCUGGCUAAUGCUCUGUUAGCCAUGAAGCAGGUUUUGUCGUACGAUCUGAACGCUCUGGAAUGGGACUCUCAGCAUCGGACCAAUCAGCAGCAGACUUACUGCUACUGUGGAGGCCCCGGAGAGUGGUAUCUGAAGAUGCUUCAGUGUUUCCAAUGUGAGCAGUGGUUCCACGAGGCGUGCACACAGUGUCUGCAGGAGAGCAUGAUGUUUGGAGACAGGUUCUACUUGUUUGUGUGUUGCGUGUGCAACAACGGCUCGGAGCACGUCCGGCGUUUGUGUCUUCGCUGGGUGGACGUGGUCCACUUGGUUCUCUACAACCUAUCGCUCAGCAGCAAGAAAAAGUACUUUGAGCUGGAAGAAAUCCUGUCUUUUGUCACUGCGCACUGGGAACAAUUACAGCUGGGAAAGUUGGCAAACACUCCUCCGGCAGACAGGGGGCAGCACCUGCUCGACGCCCUCAACAAGUACAAGAGCAAGUUUUUGUGCGGGAAAGAGAUCAAAAAGAGGAAGUGCAUUUUUCGUCUUCGGACGCGGGUUCCUCCCACGCCGCCCUUAAAACUUUUCCCUGAGCGCGCUCACUGUGAAGGGGGGCGGGGCUGUAAGAAGGCCAUCGGCCGGAUCAGCGCUUCAUCAGAGAGGAGGAAGAGGAAGUCCAAGUGGUUGUUUGAAGAUGCCAUCCCUAGUAACGAUCAUCACCACAUGGCCACCAUCUUCGACUUCACCCUGGACGAACUGCACGAACUCAGGAGCCGGACGUCAAGCGUCGAUCAGGACUCCACAGACGUUUCCACAUCGGGUUCUGUUACCACCAGCCACUCCAAUCAGCCAACCAGACGAAAGGUCGGCAGCAUGAAGAGGAAGUUGCCGAGCUCCGCCUACAAGCAUCGGGGCGAUCGCAUCCAGGCGGGGUCAGAGGAGCCUUCCGGAAGCACCGUGACAGGCGCGUAUCCGGCCGACUCCCCCGCGGCGUCGGGCAGACCGACGGGCGGCAACGAGCGGUGCCACGUGCUUGCGCGUCGCGUCACGGCAGAUGGCGCCCUGCAGUAUCUGUUGCAGUGGGACAGCGCCGCACCUUACUAGAGGCAAGGCGAGGACACGGCACCGUCUCCGCCUCGGUCACGCGGUGUGCACGCUAAAGCCCCGUUUAUCGCACGGGAUACGUUUCAGAUCCUCACCUGCACCCGGGGAAAAUGGCCAUGAUAGAGAGGCCAAAGAAACGGUUUGGCCCCUGCCACUUGCUUUAAACACUUUGAAAUUGAUCAAAGCACACACCGACUUCCUAAAAGGCUCUUAUCUUCUUCAAAGAUUUUUGAAGUAUUCCGUAGCGCCUGUUCUCAAUGGCUGGCUCAGAUUUGCCUGUAUACUGUAAAACGUAAAAGGCAUCCGAAUAGACGGUUGCAGUCGUCACCCGCUAUGUCGCGCUUCGCUUUUUGCGCUCGUACUCUUGCAUAUUUCUUUUUGCAUUGCGCGUUUUCACUGUCGCGGGAUUUUGCGCUGAUCAUUUUUCCACACGGACUAAAUGUUACUGGAGACUCGUGUGGUAAAAAGCGCGAACCAGGAGGGAAGAGUGCGUGAAGCACAGAAAAGGUCAAAGUUUGCGAUCGUUUCACAAUUAGAAAAUAAAGUGAAACGUGUCGACUGCAAAGCACAACCAGCUUCCAUGACGCAAAUGCACAUCUACGCUAAAGUUAGCUCAUUUAAUAUAGCCUAGCACCGUUAGAACCAAUUGUAAUCCCUCAAGUCAAGUAAAUCAAACUGAGGCCAGGGGGCCAAAUUUGGCCCAGGAUGUAAUUAUAUUUGGCCCGCAAGACCAUAUUAAAUGUGUAUUAGAGCAGCUGGCCCGCCAGUAUAUAGCACAUGCACCACUAAUCAGAAUCAGAAUCAUCUUUAUUUGCCAAAUUAUGUCCAAAAAACACACAAGGAAUUUGUCUUGGGUAGUUGGAGCCGCUCUAGUACGACAACAGACAGUCAAUUGACGGAGAACACUUUGGAGACAGAAAGACAUUGACAAAAAAACAGUCAAUAAAGGGUUGCUAGUUAUCUGGUAAUGCCGGUAAAUUAUUAUUUUUUUUUUGACAAAAAGAUGCAGAGUCCUCUAGCACUUAGAGCAGUUCGAAAGACUAAUAUUGCAAUAGUCCAUUGUGCAAGGGGUGCCGAUUCUUCAAGUGAGUAGUGCGAUAAUCUGGGCCAAUGUUGAUUGUGCAAAUGUUGCAGAUACUCCUCAAUCAGUGUGCAAAUGGAGCAGAUGCUACUCUGGCAUGAGUGGUCAGUAUUGGUCAACAACACAUAUGCAAAUAGUGCUGCGUGGCGAGACUGCACGAGUAAUAUAUAAUUGGCCCCACAGAAAUGUGACAACAAACUCAAGUAAAAAAAAAAAAAAUAUUACAAAUCCCAGAAUGCUUUGCUAGUGUGUCGGCCCAUCGGUCUCGACCGGCGAGCGCAACCUUCCCUUUCUGUUGCAGUCAUUAGCAACUAUGCUACCGGUCUCCUCGAGCAAAUUGACACUUCCCCUUCCCAAAAGUGGCCAAACGAAAGAUGGAAAACGGUUGACUUCCAAGACGGGCGGGAGACAGAUGUUCUGUUCACUAAAGUCAAAGACAGACCGUGUUGUCGUGUGCGGAGCAACGUGGCUGUCACAAAGAAUAGAAAGAACAUCAUUGAAUUCGUGUUUUUUUAAUGCCCUUUAUCAACUCCUAGACAGGGACUGUUAAUAGUUUGAGGUUUGGAUUUUUAUUGAAGGACAUUCUUAUUUUUUUGGGUUGUUUUGUUGUUGGCCUUUGAAAAAAGAGUUGGUAGUUGGAGAUGGAUAAAUAGAAGAUGGAGACAGAAUUCAUGUUAUCUAUUUAAAUACAAUUACCACUGAUGUCUUUUAUCGCAAAUUUUAUUUCUCGUGUUUCAUAAUGGGGCGGAACGGUGGACGACUGGUUAGAGCGUCAGCCUCACAGUUCUGAGGACCCGGGUUCGAUCCCCGGCCCCGCCUGUGUGGAGUUUGCAUGUUCUCCCCGUGCCUGCGUGGCUUUUCUCCGGGCACUCCGCUUUCCUCCCACAUCCCAAAAACAUGCAUGCUAGGUUAAUUGACAGCUCUAAAUUGCCCGUAGGUGUGAAUGUGAGUGCGAAUGAUUAUUUGUUUGUAUGUGCCCUGCGAUUGGCUGGCAACCGGUUCAGGGUGUACCCCGCCUCCUGCCCGAUGAUAGCUGGGAUAGGCUCCAGCACGCCCGCGACCCUAGUGAGGAGAAGCGGCUCAGAAAAUGGAUGGAUGGAUGGUGUUUAGAAUGUUAAAGUUUGUUUAUUCCAGAUUCAGUGUUUAAGCAAAAUUUAAGUUUGUUGUCAAUGAUAAACUUUAACGCUACUUUUCUGCAGAAAAGGGAAACAUGCUCAUCGCAGUGAUUUUUCAUUCAAUUUUGAGUUUGGCCCGAGACGUUGUCCCAAUUUUUUAUUUUGGCCCACUGUGAAUUUGAGUUUGACACCCCUGCCUCAAGUGGUCAAGGAUAGAGCGCAGAUAGAGUGCAGGUGCACUAAAAAUUGCCUUCGGGGAAAGAAAAACGAACAAAACAAACAAGCACAUUCGUACAGCGGAUACGAACGACCUGCAGACUGGCUAACCUUAGCUAACGACAGCCAACGCUACACUCUCAUUGGCUGACUCUCACGUCACUCACCAGGCCCUCUCACGUCACUCGCCUUUUAAAGCCCCAUACGUUCAAAGUGACAGAUACUACACUGUACAACGUGACGAUGGCGACUGCUGACAGAGGAGCCAGCCUCUUGGCGUUGUGAACCAAAGAGAACUCCGAAAAAACCUGAAGCGGAGACUCUGCGUUGUGUGUCACUUUCACUUUGGCACAACAAUAAAGUAUUGGGAAUGUGAAACGUACGCAAAACGACUGCCAUCCAUUAGCUGCGGGCGGAUGGCAGCCAUACAUUGGACACGCCCACAUUACACAGCUGAAUCAACUCCAACAUUAAGUUUGUUAAUUGUACAAAAUAAUAAAGAGUAAACAUUGAAUGAUCGGGAGCACAAACUCAACAGCGACCCCAAGUGGACAAAAUAAUACCUGCACCUCACAUGCAUAUUUUGUAUAAUAAUAUGCAUAAAGCUUUCAAAUAUAUAUGAAUAUCGAAAUAAAUAUAUGGUCGCUACUUGGCUGAUUUUGUUUUGACGUUUUGUGGAAUGUAACCUCGCCAUAAACGAGGGACUACUCAAGUGUGCGUGUGUGUUCAUUCCGUGGCGGCAAUUGGUUGUGAAUAAAGGACGUCUUAAAAAUGUGCAGGCGAACGCUUGCCCGACACCACGUGACCCUCGUGAACGAACGUUGCGGCUGGCCGAGUCCCAGAAUGCUCGGCGCUCUCGCUCACAUGAUCUAUGCAAAGACACGCCAUUGGUGAGCACCUCUGACAUCAUCGUCAAUCAUCAGAUCAUAUUCAAGCGUCUCGCAGACGUUAAACGGAAAUUGUGUUGGCAUGGUAACAGCGGUCUCAUGGACCUGUUUGACAGGCGUGCGCUCAUUGUUUGACCAAUC